Messenger RNA from Tympanuchus pallidicinctus (lesser prairie-chicken), 1042 nucleotides. RefSeq lists its product as uncharacterized. The transcript has 6 exons. NCBI's taxonomy places the organism in Eukaryota, Metazoa, Chordata, Aves, Galliformes, Phasianidae. Bases 62 to 1042 code for a protein of 326 amino acids. The record is from RefSeq and is a predicted model, not a curated record.
UGGCAUCAGGCACUCAUUGCUGGGUGCUGGUCAAGGUGUGUUGGGUCCCAGACACCCUUUGAUGGGUGUUGAGCGACGUGUGUCAGGAUCUGGACACUCUCUGCUGGGUGUUGGCCAUGCUUUGGGUCCCAGGCACUCUCCAGUGGUUGUUGCCCAACGUGUGUUGGCACCAAACACUUUCCAUUGGGUGUUGGCCGUGUGCUGGGUACCAGAUCCUCUCCAUUGGGUGUUGGCCAACGUUUGUUGGCACCAGGCACUCUCUGCUGGGUGCUGCUCAAGGUGUGUUGGGUCCCUGACACUCUCCACUGGGUGUUGGCCAUGUAUUGGGUCCCAGGCACUCUCCAAUGGUUGUUGCCCAACGUGUGUUGGCACCAAACACUUUCCAUUGGGUGUUGGCCGUGUGCUGGGUACCAGAUCCUCUCCAAUGGGUGUUGGCCAAGGUUUGUUGGCACCAGACACUCCAUUGGGUGCUGGUCAAGGUGUGUUGGGUCCCAGGCACCCUCUGCUGGGUGUUGGGCGACGUGUGUCAGGAUCUGGACACUCUCUGCUGGGUGUUGGCCAUGCAUUGGGUCCCAGGCUCCCUUUGCUGGGUGUUGGACGACGUGUGUUGGUCCCAGGCACGCUCCCUUGGAUGUUGGCCAUGCAUUGGGUGCCAGGCACUCAUUUUUGGGUGUUGGACGAGGUGUGUUGGCACCAGACACUCUCUGCUGGGUGCUGCUCAAGGUGUGUUGGGUCCCAGACACCCUUUGUUGGGUGUUGGACGAUGUGUUUUGGUCCCAGGCACUCAUUCUUGGGUGUUGGCAACAUGUGUUGGCCCCAGGCACUCUCCAUUGGGUGCUGCUCAAGGUGUGUUGGGUCCCUGAUGCUCUCCACUGGGUGUUGGCCAUGUAUUGGGUACCAGCCACUCCAUUUUGGUGUUGGCCAACGUGUGUUGGGUACCAGAUCCUCUCCAUUGGGUGUUGGCCAAGGUUUGCUGGCGCCAGACAACCUUUGCUGGGUGUUGGCCAACGGCGGUGUGAUAGGGCAGUGCGUAUCCCAAUAG